UCAGAAUACACAGUCCACAAUAAUUAUUGAGCUAUGGUGAAACAAGCGUUGGAUUUUUCACGAAAAUAUGACACUGACUUCACGUUCGUGGACCACCGGUGAGAAAGCAUGGAGGGCGCGGACGGAAGCGACGACCUACUGCAGUGGGAAGCGCUUUACCUACAGCUGCCGGCACACAAUUCCUCCAACACCACCGAGUGGGUCCCCGCAUGGAACGUCAGCGAGUCCAACAGGACCUGGUGGGACUCGUCCGCGCCCUUCGACUCCCCCGCAGCGCUAUUGCGGGCAGCCGUCAAAGCAGUUAUUUUGGGACUGCUUAUUUUGGCAACUGUAGUCGGUAAUGUGUUCGUUAUAGCCGCAAUAUUGCUCGAAAGACACCUAAGAAGUGCCGCGAACCAGCUCAUACUGUCCUUGGCUGUUGCGGACUUGCUGGUUGCUUGUCUGGUGAUGCCACUCGGUGCAGUGUACGAGGUCGCGCAGCGGUGGACCCUCGGUCCAGAGCUAUGUGAUAUGUGGACAUCGGGUGAUGUCCUGUGCUGCACGGCAUCCAUACUUCAUCUUGUCGCGAUAGCACUCGAUAGAUACUGGGCUGUGACAAACAUAGACUACAUUCAUGCAAGGACAGUACGUCGAAUAGGUUACAUGAUCGCUUGUGUUUGGAUCGCCAGCUUCUUGGUUUGUAUUGCACCACUUCUUGGUUGGAAAGAUCCCGAUUGGAAUCGUCGAGUUUCACAAGAUUUGCGGUGCGUAGUUAGCCAAGACGUCGGUUAUCAAAUAUUCGCGACAAUGUCAUCUUUCUAUGUCCCAGUACUAGUUAUAUUAAUUUUGUACUGGCGAAUAUACCAGACGGCCAGGAAAAGAAUACGAAGGCGGCAUGGCGCGACCGCGAGAGGUGGCGUGGGGCCGCCGCCCGUACCCGCUGGCGGGGCGUUAGUGGCGGCCGGGGGGAGUGGUGGAAUUGCUGCAGCUGUUGUGGCAGUUAUCGGUCGACCUUUACCUACUAUAUCAGAGACUACAACGACUGGAAUGACAACAGUUUCGUCUAAUAACACCAGCCCAGAAAAACAGUCGUGCGCGAAUGGGCUGGAAGCAGAUCCCCCUACGACGGGGUACAGCGCAGUCGCUGCUGCCUAUUAUCCUACAUUAGUGAGACGUAAACCAAAGGAAGCCGCAGACUCAAAGAGAGAGAGGAAAGCGGCAAAGACAUUAGCAAUAAUAACCGGCGCGUUUGUAGCGUGCUGGCUUCCAUUUUUCGUGUUAGCUAUAUUAGUGCCGACGUGUGAUUGCGAGGUGAGCCCGGUGCUGACAUCUCUGUCGCUGUGGCUAGGCUACUUCAAUUCGACGUUGAACCCUGUAAUAUAUACCGUGUUCAGUCCGGAAUUCAGGCACGCGUUUCAGCGGUUGCUGUGCGGCCGCCGAGUGCGGCGCCGCCGGCCUCCGCCCUAGCUGUAGGAUUGUACUCGUACACGUGUCCCUAGAGCCUUCGCCCCAACCCGACUGACCUCGUUAGCUCGAUACAUUAUGUUGUCUUGUUACAUUUUCAGAGAUAUAUUUACACCCUGUUUAUUUUUUGUACGUGAUAAAUGUGAAUACUUAUUUAGAAAUAGAUAAAAUACCUUUAAGUGAUAAUAAAUAUACAUUAUAAUUUAUUCAAAUACACAUCCUAUUGUAAUAAGAUAUUUUAAGUACAAUAGUUUUUACUGUGAUGCAUAAAAGUUUUAUAUAAUUAUAAUAUUUUAUGGUAGAUUUACUUAUACUGUAAAAAUCUACUUAUUUCAUCCCGAAAAGAU
Messenger RNA from Zerene cesonia (dogface butterfly), 1790 nucleotides. RefSeq names its product 5-hydroxytryptamine receptor (gene Ser-4). The coding region runs from base 109 to 1446 and encodes 445 amino acids. Gene Ontology annotation, biological process: adenylate cyclase-activating adrenergic receptor signaling pathway. Gene Ontology annotation, cellular component: membrane. Gene Ontology annotation, molecular function: G protein-coupled amine receptor activity. NCBI's taxonomy places the organism in Eukaryota, Metazoa, Arthropoda, Insecta, Lepidoptera, Pieridae. The record is from RefSeq and is a predicted model, not a curated record. The transcript is spliced from 4 exons.